Molecule: messenger RNA, 2716 nt
Organism: Ziziphus jujuba (common jujube)
Lineage: Eukaryota; Viridiplantae; Streptophyta; Magnoliopsida; Rosales; Rhamnaceae
Product: LRR receptor kinase SERK2
Exons: 4
Coding region: 461-2539 (692 amino acids)
Biological process (GO): protein phosphorylation
Cellular component (GO): membrane
Molecular function (GO): ATP binding; protein kinase activity; protein binding
Source: RefSeq, a predicted model, not a curated record
GCAAAAAAGAAUCAUUCAUUGAAGAAUGGAAACGAGUAUUAGAUUUUUUUUGGGUAACACAGGAGUAAUUAGUUUAUGACCGAUUGGAGCAGUGAGAUUUAAAUUCUCUCACUCUCUCUGGUCCCUAGUCAGAGUACCAACCGCCCUUUCAUUGCCACUUCCAAGACAAAGGCCCCACGUUUUUCCACGCACUUUCCUUCCUCCCUCCUUCACUCUCUCACUUUCCCUCCUAUUUUCUUCCAGUUUCCCUUCAACCAAACACACCUGUACUUGUUUGUCAAAGAUUUGAAACCAGCUCACUUGUAGACACUCAGCUUGAAGUCUUAAACACAAGCAACAAACCCAGAAAAAUAGAAAAGAAAUUUUCAAAGUUCCAACAUUUCUCGCCAAGUAAUUGUGUCACAUAGAUUGUUUGACACAUUCCAUCUCAUUUUUCCCAUUGCUUUCCGUCUAGGCAAACAUGCUUCGGCCCUUCUUCGUAAUCUUUUCUAUCCUCCUCUUCUUUCCUUUGCUAUCUGUUUCCUCACGCACCGAGCUCCCUACUCUUAUGGCCAUGAAAGCCUCUCUGGACCCACAAAACCAGUUCUUGACCUCAUGGACUCCUCACUCUGAUCCCUGUAGUGGAGCUUUUGAAGGCGUGGCGUGCAAUGAGCAAGGCCGCGUUGUCAAUAUCUCUCUGCAGGGAAAGGGUCUUUGGGGCCAAAUUCCUGGAGCUGUGGCUGAGCUCAAGAGCUUGACGGGUCUGUACCUGCAUUUCAACUCUUUGAGUGGGAAGAUACCUAAGGAGAUUACGAAUCUUAGCGAGCUAAGCGAUUUGUAUCUCAAUGUGAAUAAUCUAUCUGGGGAAAUUCCUCCUGGGAUUGGAAGCAUGCCUAAUCUUCAAGUUUUGCAGCUCUGUUAUAACAGGUUGACUGGGAGCGUACCAACACAACUGGGACACCUGAAGAAGCUUAAUGUUCUUGCUUUGCAGUAUAAUCAAUUAGCUGGUGCCAUUCCUGCUAGUUUGGGUGAGCUGGGGAGUUUAACAAGGUUGGAUUUGAGCUAUAAUAGUCUGUUUAGUUCAAUUCCUGCAAAAUUAGCUGAUGCUCCUAUGCUAGAAGUUCUUGAUAUCCGAAAUAAUUCUCUGUCAGGCAAUGUCCCACCAGCAGCUCUGAAGAGACUAAAUGGAGGAUUCCAGUACGGAAAUAAUCCAAGCUUAUGUGGUGUUGGGUUUCCUGGGUUAAAUGUUUGCACAGCUAGUCAUAGUCAGAACGGAAGCAGACCGGAACCAUUUGAACCUAUCAAUUUUUCUCCAGACUCAUCUAGAAAUGUAUCCAUGAAGGAUAUCCCGGAGUCUGCAAAUUUACACUCAAACUGCAGCAGAUCCCACUGUUCAAAGACAUCAAAAUCUCCACAAAUUGGUGUGGUUAUGGGGGUUGUUGGAGUUUUGUCUACUUUUGCUGUCACCGGACUUUUCACAUUCUCAUGGUACCGUCGCCAAAAACAGAAAAUUGGGAGUGCUUUGGACACCUCAGAUAGCCGGCUUAGUACCGACCAGAUCAAGGAAGUUUCCCGGAGGAGUGCAUCUCCUCUCAUCAGUUUGGAGUAUUCAAAUGGAUGGGACCCAUUGGCUAGAGGUGGCAGUGGGUUCUCCCAGGAAGUUCUUGAGAGCUUUAUGUACAAUUUGGAAGAAGUGGAGCGUGCAACUCAAUGCUUCUCCGAGGUGAAUUUGUUGGGGAAGAACAAUUUUUCUGCCAUCUACAAGGGGAUCCUGAGAGAUGGAUCAGUUGUUGCUGUAAAGUGCAUUGCCAAAACUAGCUGCAAGUCUGAUGAAGCUGAAUUCUUGAAGGGAUUGAAGAUAUUGACAUCAUUGAAACAUGAAAAUCUUGUUAGAUUAAGAGGUUUUUGUUGCUCAAGGGGCAGGGGAGAGUGUUUCCUUAUCUAUGACUUUGUCCCAAAUGGAAGUCUAUUACAUUAUCUCGACAGCAAGGGGCACAGUGGGAUGACUCUUGAAUGGUCAACCAGAGUAUCUAUCAUUCAUGGAAUUGCCAAAGGUAUUGUGUAUUUACAUGGAAACAAAGGCAACAAAUCUGCUAUCGUUCACCAGAAUUUAUCAGCUGAGAAAGUGCUUCUUGAUGCCUACUAUAAGGCCAUGGUUUCAGACCCAGGGCUACACAAACUUCUUGCAGAUGAUAUUGUCUUCUCCAUGCUCAAAGCCAGUGCUGCCAAGGGAUACCUGGCUCCUGAGUACACAGCCACUGGUCGCUUCACUGUGAAGAGUGAUGUAUAUGCAUUUGGUAUGAUUGUAUUUCAAAUCCUCAGUGGCAAACAGAAAAUCACUCAGUCUAUUCGCCAAGGGGCAGAGUCCUGUAGAUUUGAAGAAUUUAUCGAUUCAAACCUCAAGGGGAAGUUUUCAGAAUCAGAGGCGGCUAAACUUGGAAUAAUUGCUCUUCUUUGCACCCAUGAAUCUCCUAACCACAGGCCAUCCAUGGAAAAUGUGAUGCAAGAAGUGAGUGGUCUUAUCUACAGUUCUUGCUCUUCUUACCAAGUUGUCGCCUAAAUUUUCGAUAACUGGUGGUAGAUAAAGUAAUUACUAACUACUAAUUAUUGCUAAAGUUGUGUGCUUACUGACUUUUGUAUCCUUUUUGAAGACCGAAUUAAUAUUGUGAAUGGCACGCAUGUACUAGUCUAUUGUAAUUUGUGGGCUUCUACUCCUAUAUAUGUUUUUGUUCAUGUU